UGCGAGCCCCUAGGCCGGCCCCGAGCCCUGGCCGCUGCCCUCCCCGCGCCAUAGCGGCCCGCUGCGGGGAUCCCUGAGCAGCGGGAGGGCUGACGAGCCCCUACAGGCCGCUCUGGGGGUCCCUCAAGGCUGCCCCGGUCGCUGCGGUGACCUCAGAGCCCACGCCAUGGAGGCCCUGCACGCCGCCGGGAUCCACGUCGCCGAGGCGCUGCAGGCCGGGCCGCCCUGGCUGGAAAACUUUUGGGUCACCGUCACCUCCGUGGCCGACCCCAAGUGCAUCUUCACUGUGUGCUUCCCGCUUGCCUAUUUCCUCGACCGCAAGGUGGGGGUGGCGGUGCUGUGGAUCGGGCUGGUGGCCGAGUGGCUCAACGUGGUCUUCAAAUGGUUUUUAUUCGGGGAGCGCCCGUUCUGGUGGAUCCAUGAGUCGGGCUUUGCCAGUCGGCAUCCGGUCGCGCUGCGCCAGUUCCCAGUCACCUGCGAAACGGGACCAGGCAGCCCCUCCGGCCACUGCAUGAUCACCGGGGCAGCGCUGUGGCCGCUGGUGACCGCGCUGACAGCGUUGGCGUCCCAACACUCCAAGAGCCUGCUGCUGAAGCUGGUCCCGUUCAGCACCUACACGCUGCUGCUGCUGGCCGUGGGGCUCUCACGGGUCUUCGUCCUCGCUCACUUUCCCCAUCAGGUGCUCGGUGGCAUUGUGGCAGGGGCCGCCCUGGGCUGGGGGCUGCAGGCUCGCACCCCGGCCACGCGCUCUCUGGGUUUCUUUGCUGCCGUGUCGCUGGGGCUGCUGCUGGGCUCGGUCGCCCUGCACAGGCUCAUGAUCGCUGCUGGCAUCGACAUCGACUG
This is a messenger RNA of Numida meleagris (helmeted guineafowl), 843 nucleotides long. It is a transcript of the gene G6PC3, whose product is annotated as glucose-6-phosphatase catalytic subunit 3. Gene Ontology annotation, biological process: glucose 6-phosphate metabolic process; gluconeogenesis. Gene Ontology annotation, molecular function: glucose-6-phosphatase activity. Gene Ontology annotation, cellular component: membrane. The record is from RefSeq and is a predicted model, not a curated record. Lineage: Eukaryota; Metazoa; Chordata; Aves; Galliformes; Numididae.